GCGAGCGGAUGAUCUGGCCACAGACUGGAGUGGGCCGGGCGGCCUGGGGCUCGCGUGGGCCCUUGAUCGCGGUGGCAAAAGGGGAGCUGGGGCCGAGCUGACCGCGGCUGGGCCAGGAUCGGGGCCGAACGGGCCUAGGCAGCCGGGCCGAGUCGGUGGGGAGUAUCCGGAGCGCCCCUUAGGCCCCAGCGUCGCUCCACUGCUUCCCGGUCCUUCCUUGCCCGAGCCCUCCAGGCCUCCCGCCGCCGGCCGCAGCCCGGAAAUCCGCCCGGGCCUCCGGGCUCUCCUCCAGGAAGCCGGGUUUCCUGCUCUCUCUGCUCCGCUGUGCGCCCCUCCCGAGGCUCCACACCCAGGGUGCAGGGUGGAAGGAACUGGCAGUUGGAGUCCGGUGGGGUCCACGGAGUUUCCCUCCGUGAAGAAAGGGAGUUGACAGCCUCCGGGCGCAGGCCUGGCCUCGGGAACGGGUAUCUGGCCAGUGUCGUUUCCACCCAUCUACCAGCAUGGGGAAUAUCUUUGCAAACCUCUUCAAGGGCCUUUUUGGCAAAAAAGAAAUGCGCAUCCUCAUGGUGGGUCUUGAUGCCGCAGGAAAGACAACAAUUCUGUACAAACUGAAGCUGGGUGAAAUCGUGACCACUAUUCCCACCAUAGGUUUCAACGUGGAGACUGUUGAGUACAAGAACAUCAGCUUCACUGUGUGGGACGUGGGUGGCCAAGACAAGAUCCGACCGCUGUGGCGCCACUACUUCCAGAACACCCAAGGCUUGAUCUUCGUGGUGGACAGCAAUGACAGAGAGCGUGUGAAUGAGGCCCGUGAGGAGCUCAUGCGGAUGCUGGCUGAGGAUGAGCUCCGGGAUGCUGUCCUCCUGGUGUUUGCCAACAAGCAGGACCUUCCCAAUGCCAUGAACGCUGCUGAAAUCACAGACAAGCUGGGGCUGCACUCUCUACGCCACAGGAACUGGUACAUUCAGGCCACCUGUGCCACCAGUGGGGACGGGCUCUAUGAAGGACUGGACUGGCUGUCCAAUCAGCUCCGGAACCAGAAGUGAACCAGAACUCCCCCUCCCCCUCACUUCCUCCUCUCCGCCCUCCGCUUUCCUCUCAUGUGGCAAACGUGCGACUCUGUGGUCCUGAGUGCCAGAAGCUGUCUCCAUGGGUUGGUCACAGUGUGCAUCGCAUCAUGCUGUACAUGUGCAGACGCAGCCUGCAGCCAGGUUUUUAUUUAAUGUAAAUAGUUUCUGUUUCCACUGAGGCAGUUUCUGGUACUCCUAUGCAAUAUUACUCAGCUUUUUUUAUUGUAAAGAGAAUCAACUCACUGUCAGUACUGAGAAGGGAUUUGGGUGUUUGGGCACCUGGUCUCCAGGAGCCACUGAGCUAUAGAUCAGUGUCAGGAUCCAUUUGGUGGCUGGUUUUUAACCCAAACUCAGUGCAUUUUUUAAAAUAGUUAAAAAUACAAGAUAAGCAGAACACUUGAACACACAGAAGGGAGACUAUGCCUAGUGUAGGUUUUGCAGUAACCGCCUGAAUGCUAGUCCAUCAAAUCAGCUGUUCCUUAUGGAAUGGGAGAUACGGUGAUGAACAAACCAUUCGCUGCAUGGACACAGUAGAGCCCCUGUGACUCGCCUGUCUUUGGGUCACCUGCAUUCCAUAGCGUCGUGCUUGUACUCGUGCUCACGUGGUCACCUAGGGGCGGGUAGGGGCCAUCAUGGGGCUGCAGGGCACAGCCUCAUCCUUGGUGAGUGUGUGGCCAAGCGGCAGCCUGUGUUCCUAGCUCGCUCUUGCGCUUACUCUAAGCGCUGGCAGGAGGCCUGGGUCUCACCAGCAGAAGCGUGUGCAAGCUGGGAGGGUCAGUCCAUUCCAGACCCAAAGCCCUGGAGCACCCCCAUCUCCAUGUGUGAAAUAGCUUCCUCCCUCAGCCUGCAAGGGUCCGAUUUGCCAUCGAAAACGACGACCUCUACUUUUUUCUUUUGUAUUUUGAUAAACACUGAAGAAGUUGGAGCUGUUAAAUUUAUCUUGGGGAAACCUCAGAACUGGUUUAUUUGGUGUCGUGGAACCUCUUACUGCUUUCAAUACACGAUUAGUAAUCAACUGUUUUGUAUACUUGUUUUCAGUUUUCAUUUCAACAAGCACUGUAAUUAUAGCUAUUAGAAUAAAGUCUCAACUAUU
Castor canadensis (American beaver) is the source of this 2163-nucleotide messenger RNA. It is a transcript of the gene Arf1, whose product is annotated as ARF GTPase 1. NCBI's taxonomy places the organism in Eukaryota, Metazoa, Chordata, Mammalia, Rodentia, Castoridae. The record is from RefSeq and is a predicted model, not a curated record. Gene Ontology annotation, molecular function: GTPase activity; GTP binding.